AUGCCGGGCUCGCUUGCCGAUUACCUAGCGAAGAACUAUCUCACAGCAGACCCGGCCACCGAGCGGCCAAAGAAGAAGCGCAAGAAGACCAAGGCCGUCGACACUUCAGGCUCUGGUCUCAUCAUUGCCGACGAUGAUCCCCCAGACAUCCGCGCCUCGUUAGGCAACCGACGUGAAGAUGACGAGGACAGCCCAUACGUCGACACAUCUGCUAAAACAGCGGAAUUCCGUCGAGCUAAGAAAUCAGGCUGGAAGACCAUUGGAGGACCGGCGCCCGGUCAGGCAAGCGAACAAGAAGCUGCCGACGCGAUCCUUGCCUCCGCAGCAGCCGAACGAGCCGCGGAACAAGACCAAGACAACGAGGACGAUCCAACAGUCGACGAUGACGAUGAUGGAGCAGGGCGCAUGGAAUCGGGCGCACGCGGUGGUCUUCAAACUGCGGCCCAGACCGCGGCGAUGGUGAAGGCACAGGAAAAGCGCCGCAAGGCCGAAGAAGCACUCUACCGCGACCCUUCCGCUGCGAACGAAAAAUCCCAAGAAACGAUCUACCGAGACGCCUCCGGACGCAUCAUCAAUGUAGCCAUGAAGCGCGCAGAAGCCCGACGAGCGGAAGAAGAAAAGCGCGAAAAAGAAGAACAAGCACGCGAUGCCCAGAUGGGCGAUGUUCAACGACAACAGCGCGCGGACCGCAAACAAGAACUACAGAAUGCCAAAGGAAUGACUCUGGGGCGGACGAUCGAUGACGAAGAUAUGAACGACGAGAUGAAGGCCAAGGAUCGGUGGAACGAUCCUGCUGCGCAGUUCCUGACUGAGCGCCGUGACGCCGGGGCCAGUGUCACAGGGAAACCUCUGUAUAAGGGUUCUUUCCAGCCAAACCGGUAUGGAAUUCGGCCUGGGCAUCGGUGGGAUGGAGUGGAUCGGGCCAAUGGGUUCGAGAAGGAUUGGUUUGCCGCACGGAAUAAGAAGAGUCGGUUCGAGGCACUGGAUUAUCAAUGGCAGAUGGAUGAAUAG
Penicillium olsonii is the source of this 1011-nucleotide messenger RNA. The record is from the annotation of a GenBank genome assembly. NCBI's taxonomy places the organism in Eukaryota, Fungi, Ascomycota, Eurotiomycetes, Eurotiales, Aspergillaceae.